Molecule: messenger RNA, 801 nt
Organism: Prorocentrum cordatum
Lineage: Eukaryota; Dinophyceae; Prorocentrales; Prorocentraceae
Source: the annotation of a GenBank genome assembly
AUGCAGUUGUCGGCUUCUACUGAGUGGGAUGCUGCCGUCAAGCGGAACUUCAGCAUCGACAAGAUGUUAGCAUCCAUGGCGAAGAAGUCCGAGGCUGGGGUUGCGAAGCGUAUACGCAUGGCAGGUGCAAUGAACAAUCGUGGGCGUUUGUUGCAUUUCUAUGGGCUCGGCCUUUGCCUCGCUUCGAACGCUGACGACCGAGGGGAGUACAAGUUCGAAGUAGCAUUGCUGUCGCGCUACCAGGCUGAUUUUGCAUCCUAUACUCUGAAGAAGUUUUUGGACGAUUAUGUGGCCAUCGAUGCGCAGGGGCUGACAGUUUCGAGGUCUGUUGAGAUUCAGAAGCUGCAGGAAGAGUUCUCCCUCACGAAAGUGAAGGCAUUCUUCGUUCAGUUGCUGAACGGCUUUCGUGACCUGACACUCUCCGAUGGUACAAGCCAUGAGCUUGAUUCUGUCCAGCUGCACAUGCCCGCUUUGAACGUUGACCUGUCACUCCUUCUUCCCCGCUUGAUGCGGUGUUUGGUUCUGGGUAAGGGCCGUGGGGAGCCUUUUGUGAACCAGAAAGUGUCCGAGAUCUGCCGCGCCACGUCUGAUGAGAAAGCGAAAGGUAUCAUCCAGGUAAUUGUCCAGGAAAAUUUUUAUCCGCAUUUUCACAGUGUCUCGAAAGAUGUGAACAACGAGAUGGAGAGGCACCUCGGGAAAGUGGUCGAGUGGUUUCACGCAGUGCUGCUGAAGAGGAGUCCCUGGACCAACUGGACGCACGACCUCUACGACGCCAUGCGGUGCAUCGACCACUUCCCCAUC